Ectocarpus sp. CCAP 1310/34 is the source of this 1650-nucleotide messenger RNA. The record is from the annotation of a GenBank genome assembly. NCBI's taxonomy places the organism in Eukaryota, Phaeophyceae, Ectocarpales, Ectocarpaceae.
GGGGGGGCGGCGAGCUUGGCACGGGAACGAACGCCUUCGCGGAUAGCAGAAGGACAGUAGCGAGCGUGGGAGUUCCCCUUCCCGGGUCGGUGGCACCCGCUGUGUUUGACGAAACACAGGGAAAGGAUGGCCGGGGAGGCACGAGCGUCGAGGGGGAGCGGUUGGUCAACGCACUCACCUUCGGGUCUUUGGGAAGUGGUACCAACAAGGUGUAUCAAAGGAUGUGGAACACGUGGAAGGAGGCUCGUGCAGGGGCGGGUUUGGGCCCGUGGCUCCGCGAGUGCGAUGGGGUGGAAAGUGCACUUCAGAAAUCUGGGCGGACGACUCGGGGCUCGUGCACUCGGAUUUUUGUCUUAACAAGAGGAAACCUGGGUUUCUUUUGCGGUCCGGUAAGGGUUGCGUGGGCAGACCGGAGGCAGGCUAGCCGAGUGGAAGUCACGUUCAGAGCUUCAAAAGCAGAUCAAAAGCGUUUGGGAGCAACCGUCACUAGAUCGGGAGAAGCGUUGAACGUGUUACUCGAUAUCUUAGAUCUGCACCCCGAGCUUGGGAGUCAUGCGCCGUUGACGCAAUCGUGGGCACAAGACAGGUGGAAGGUUAUUUCGAGGGCAGAGGCAUCGAGACACCUCAGGUUACUCGUGAGUGCGGCGGGUAGAGACCCACAGAAGUAUGCGUUGCAUUCAGGAAGGAUUGGGGGGGCCACGCACCUAGCAAGUAUGGGGGCGUCGGUAAUCCAGAUCCAGAGAGCCGGGAGGUGGAAAUCAUCGGCUUUUAUGGUGUACGUUAGGGCGGGGGGUGAAGGAGCAAAGUUCGUGUCUCAGGCCCUAACGGAACCCGUGGAGUGACCAGGGAGCGGUUCGGAGGAGUAGGUCAUCGGACAUGCUCAAUGGAGUAAGAUGUGUUUAGGCCAGAGGCCGAGACAAUAGUUAUGAUAGGAGGGCAAUCUUGCGAAGUUUGCAACGGGUUAGUCCGAUUAGAAAACGUUGGGAGCAAGACGGCAUUUUCCCUUCGCUCUCGAUUUGUUUCAUGUGUCUUGGUUUUUUUUUGGUUGCCUGCAGAAAAAAAUAAUCCAGAAUUCUUGAACAAACAAAAACGAGAAGAUUCAGUACGUAUUGGAAUCUGUGGUUUGUGGAGGCGUGUUGGAAUUCGGAAAAGCGGGGAUCGAUGAUAAAUAGAGACAGCCCUGGUGUCAGGAAGCUUUUGUGCUCUCGCUGGGCGAGAGGCAAGCAAGUGCAUUUGAGAGAAGGAGAGGGGUAGCAGAGAUAGCAGCUUUGAGGAGCAGCAAACACGGAGUGCCGCCUAGGAUUUGAUCGAUUUUCCCGCCCACCCACACCUAUCGCUCAAGAGAGGGGGGAGCAUGGGGGGGUCUAGUCGGUUUGUUAUGAGUAAGAUGUGUUUAGGCCAGUGGCCGAAACAAUAGUUGCGAAGGUGUACCGAUUCAGAAUUUACCCUCAACUGGGAACCUCGUGUGGCCAGGAUGGGUAAUUCGAUGGAAGUGUCACAAGGUUCUUUGUAGGAUCGACUCCAAAAGGUCUUCUCAGGACUGACACACAUUGUGUCCUUGGGAAAAUAUCCAAGUCAGGAGAAAAAGUGUGCACCCAAGAAGAUUCGAACCAGUAUCCAGCUGACGACGUGUGCGGAGGUGUACCGAUU